Pocillopora meandrina is the source of this 1703-nucleotide messenger RNA. Lineage: Eukaryota; Metazoa; Cnidaria; Anthozoa; Scleractinia; Pocilloporidae. The record is from the annotation of a GenBank genome assembly.
AUGAGACCUAAAUUGCUUCUUUUGGGUGUUUUUGUUGUUUGUGUGGCCUUCGCAAUCGAUCGCACAAUGGCGGAGUUCGAUGAUUCGAUUGACAUCGAUGGCGACACAGAUUCCUCGGAGAAGAAGGAAUCGGAAAGCACUAAAACUGUCAAAAUCUUUGACGGCGAAGGGGACGACGACGAGGACGAUGAUGGGUCUACCACUGUAUCAGAUGAAAGUGCCAGUGGCAGCGGUGAUCCUAUAGAUGCUAUAGUGGAUGUUACUGUUGUUUCACCGUCCACCAAACAACCAGACACCACAACCGAACAGACCACAGAAAACCCUAAUGUGAUAGCAGAUAGCACUCAAAACCCAUCGGAGGACCCACUUGUGGACGAACGUCCCGAUGGGCCUAGCGAUAAUGGUGAAAGCGUGGUUCAUGGCGGUGUCUCAGAUACGGAUGACGACGAACCAAGUGAAGAGGAUACCGACGAGGACGAGCAAGAUACUCCUAACGCUGAAGCACGAACCAAAAAGAAAGAGGGAAGCGUUCUUAGGGUUCUAACGACUGAAGUUAUUGCCGCAGUCGUCGUGGGAGCUGUAUGUGCUGUUAUUCUGAUCGCAUUUUUGGUUUAUCGCCUCCGGAAGCGAGACGAAGGUAGCUAUGCUCUGAGUGAUGCCUGCUACAAAGACACAUACAAACUUCAAGGCGACACAGGGAAAGAAGCCUUCGUUUGAACGGACAGGAGACAAUAGAUUUUAUAAGCUGAACUUUUUUACGGACACAAGUGAGUUUUUCUAGACGAGGUAACUAGUAGUGUACGUAAUACACAUAAAAUAUAGACUAUUCGAUUGCGAGGAGCACAACCUCGAAGAGCAUAACCUCGAAGAGCACAACCUCGGAACGACUUCAUGUCACAACGCAUUACUGCUGUUAAUUCGCGUUUCAGAAUUAUGUUAACUCGCAGAAAAAGGUUAAAAUGAUACCCUUUUUCGUAACUAGGUUUGUUUUUGUGGUUUUAUUUGAAAGCGAAAUGAGGUAACACAGAUUUAUUUUUAUAAAAUUUGAGGUUAUGACAGGUAGCUUUUUCUGACCGUAUUGUAGCUUUCGUUCAUAAACAUUUUUCUGAAGGUUUUUUUGUAUAUGAUACUAUAUGUUGAAAUAUUUACGAUUUUUUAAAACUGUGUUGUUCUUUGGGGCACGAUACAACAUUUAUGAAACGUCUGUAUGAUACCGGUAUACUCAUGAUAAACUGUAUGAAUUUUAUAACACUAGACAAGUUGCAAUUUCAUUGCAGAGAGGUUGAAUGUUGCCUUUUUCAAGAGUAGUAUGGUUUAGAUCACUGUCUAAGGUAAUUUUCUAAAAUUAAUCGACGGAAGUUGACUCAGAAAUCUCCGUUCUAAGGUUGAAUGUGGUGUAUGGGAGAGAGAAGCAUUCAUUGGGAAGUAUUUAUCGCGGAAAUGUAGCGGAUUUUUUACUAAGUUUGAAAGACAGCAGUUGCGCCUUUUGGCGAUUGAAUGAUUCACAUGUAAACCUCGUUUUUGAAACUGCACAAGCAUGUGAAAAAAGCUGUGAAAUUCGGUUCGUUUUUUGUAAUAAAUAAUCCUUAAGAAAAACUUUUCCACUGUUGGUGUGCACAAAGCUGUUUAUCUGUAUUGUCAAAGGAAUGAAUCUAAUGUGCGAACGGGCGGCAUGGCCUCGUCCGAAUAUUUUGGGGUUUUGA